AUGGGCCUCCCGGACCCAUCAGAAACACCAGACUACACAGCCUGGACACCCUCCCAACUCCAAAAACGCAUCGCCGACCUCGAAAGCCAGUUGCGCGAAAACCGCAUCGCUCCCAUCCCUGAUCCUUCGACUGUGCUGUUGCCGCCAAAGAAGAAGCAAAAGCAAGAUCGCCCUUUCGAUGCUAGUCGCUACAAUACAAGACAUGUUGCGCUGAAGUUUGCGUAUCUGGGUCAGAGGUACAAUGGCUUCGAGCAUCAUACGGGCAACAAAACGCCUUUGCCUACGAUUGAGGAAGAGUUGUGGAAGGCCUUGACGAAGACACGGUUGAUUUUCCCUUCGAGGCAGGGCCAAUUGAAGGAGGGGGAGAUCGAUUGGGAAGGCACGGAUUACUCCAAAUGCGGCAGGACGGAUAGGGGUGUCAGUGCCUUUGGCCAAGUCAUUGGUAUCCGGGUGAGGAGUUCGCAGCCUACGCCAAAGCAAAAGAAGCCAGCAGCACCACAAGAAGAAAAUGCAGAUGCCAUGCAAGGUAUUGAGGGAAAUGCAAAAGAGCAGGAAACAAAGAAGGAGGAGGAAGAGCAGCAGAAGCCAGAGAAAUCUUGGGAUCAUAUCAGAGACGAGCUACCGUAUAUCCAGCUGCUGAAUCGUGUCUUGCCCGAAGACAUCAGGGUGCUCGCUUGGUGUCCAACUCCUCCUCCCGACUUCAAUGCCAGGUUCAACUGCCGCGAACGUCGAUACCGCUACUUUUUCACCCAACCUGCUUUUGCGCCUGUCCCUGGAGAUGCAGGUUUGCUGACCACAGCAACUGGAAAGACGUUAAGAGAAGGAUACUUGGAUAUUGAAGCCAUGCGGGAUGCAGCAAAGAGAUAUGAAGGUUUGCACGAUUUCCGUAAUUUCUGCAAGGUCGAUCCAGCAAAGCAGAUUACAAACUUUGAGAGAAGGAUCUUCCAGGCGUCGAUUGAAGAGGUUGAUGUGAGUCAGACGCCCGCAGGUUUUAUCUCGCAUCCGGCGUUUGCUCAAAGCGCAAAUGGGGAGAACAAAACAGGCACGAACGGUGACUUGAGCAUUCCAAAGAUCUACACUUUUGAUGUCAAUGGAUCUGCCUUUCUGUGGCAUCAGGUGCGCCAUUUAGUCGCAGUCCUGUUCCUGGUCGGCCAAGGGUUUGAACCUCCGUCAAUCAUCUCGGAUCUGUUGGAUAUGGAGAAGUAUCCCACAAGGCCAAAGUACGAGAUGGCUACAGACGCUCCGCUGGUUCUUUGGGAUUGCCUUUUCCCCGAUCAUGCCGACAAUGAUCAGAGCAGAGAAGAUGCAAUGAACUGGAUAUAUGUAGGCGAGACCGGCGGCCGCGAAACCAACAAGCGACCCGAUCUCGAUGGCGGAGACAGUAAAUUCGGAAAAGGAGGGAUCAUGGACUCGAUCUGGGAAGUGUGGCACAAGCGCAAGAUGGACGAGAUCCUAGCAGGCAGUUUGAUGGACAUUGUAGCUGCACAAGGCAAGCGAUCGCCUGCAGAUGUCAAGUUGGCUCCAGCGACAGAGAGAAGUCCCAGGCUAUUUGAUGGAGGCGAUUGGCCGAGACCAGUAGGCACUUAUGUUCCGAUUGCCAGCAAACAGAGGAUGGAGCCUGUGGAGGUGGUGAAUGCUAGAUACCUUGAGAGAAAGGGCCCUUAUAAGCCCAAAUUCAUGCGCAAGGAUGAGGGAGACGAGUAG
Molecule: messenger RNA, 1704 nt
Organism: Aureobasidium namibiae CBS 147.97
Lineage: Eukaryota; Fungi; Ascomycota; Dothideomycetes; Dothideales; Saccotheciaceae
Product: pseudouridine synthase
Exons: 1
Coding region: 1-1704 (567 amino acids)
Biological process (GO): tRNA pseudouridine synthesis; mRNA pseudouridine synthesis
Cellular component (GO): cytoplasm; nucleus
Molecular function (GO): RNA binding; pseudouridine synthase activity
Source: RefSeq, a predicted model, not a curated record